Gastrolobium bilobum is the source of this 1464-nucleotide messenger RNA. Its product is annotated as zinc finger BED domain-containing protein RICESLEEPER 2-like. The coding region runs from base 1 to 1464 and encodes 487 amino acids. The record is from RefSeq and is a predicted model, not a curated record. NCBI's taxonomy places the organism in Eukaryota, Viridiplantae, Streptophyta, Magnoliopsida, Fabales, Fabaceae. Gene Ontology annotation, molecular function: DNA binding. The transcript has a single exon.
AUGGCUUCUAAUCAAGAUGGAAGCAAUGAACCAGUCCCACAAGGUGAAGAAUCUGAAGAUCCAAGCUUGGUGAAAAAGAGGCGAAAAACUUCUGUAGUUUGGAAUGAUUUUCAUGAAAUGGACAUUCCUAAUGUUGGGCGUAAAGCAGUUUGUAACUACUGCAAACAAAAAUUUGCAACUGGGGGAAUUGGAGGUAGCACUAGUCAUCUAAGGAGGCAUUCACAAAAUUGCUUGAAUAGGAAAUUGGACCAAUCCGUGAAGAAGCAGACCACUUUAUCAUUCCAGCCUACAGGUUCUACUUUGAAUCCUUUUCUUGCACCCGGGGGGAUGUACACCAAUGAAAAGAUGAGAGAAAUUAUUGCUACUGCAAUUAUGAUUCACGAGUAUCCUUUCAGUAUUGUGGAGGACGAUGUUUGGAUGUGGGCCUUUAAGUUUGCGAAUGCUGAAUUUGAAAAAGUUUCGCGUAUUACUGCAAGAAAAGAUUGUAUUGCAUUAUAUGAGGCAGAAAAGAAAAGUCUAAAGGCUUUAUUGAUGGGUGUGAAAAAGAUCAGUAUAACCACUGAUAUGUGGAAGUCUAGUCACCAAAUAGCUGAAUAUAUGGUCAUCACUGGCCAUUUUAUUAAUUCAGAAUGGAAAUUGCAAAAGCGAGUGUUGAGUUUUGUUAAGGUUCCACCUCCAAGGCGUGGAGUUGAAGUCGCUGAUGCAAUUUUUAAAUGUCUGCAAUUAUGGGGAAUUGAAAAUAAGAUAUUUUCAGUAUCUGUGGACAAUGCAGCCUAUAAUGAUGUUUGUAUAAGAAAUUUGAAAAGCACAUUAGCAAGAAACACUAAUUUAGUCCUUGGUGGACAACUAUUUCAUGUGAGAUGUUGUGCUCAUAUAUUGAAUUUGCUAGUGCAACAUGGUCUUAGUCAGAUCAAAGGUAUCAUUGAAAAUGUUCGUGAAAGUGUCAAAUAUGUUAAUCAUUCUGACUCAAGAUUGAAGACUUUUUGUGAUAUUGUCAAGAAGAUGGGUGUAAAAGAAAGGAAACUAGUUGUUGAUUGUCCCACCAGAUGGAAUUCAACAUAUGAAAUGUUGUCUGUUGCUUCUAAAUUUAAAGAUGUUUUUCCAGAAUAUAAGGAGUGGGAGCCACAUUAUAAUUAUUUGCCAUCAACUGAAUAUUGGGAAAAGGUUGAAAAGGUAUGCCAUCUUUUAGAAGUUUUCACUCAUGCUACUAAUGUUAUGUCAGGUACUCAAUAUCCUACAGCAAAUUUAUACCUUCCUGAAGUGUUUAGGGUGAAACAAGUGAUUGAUGCUGCAGCUGAAGACAAUUAUGAUUUUAUGAGAGGAAUGACAAGGUUUAUGAAAGAUAAAUUUGAUAAAUAUUGGGGGGAAUGCAAUAUGUUGAUGGCCGUUGCUAGUGUUUUAGACCCACGAUGUAAAUUCCAUGUGGUGAAAAUUUGCUUUCCACUUAUAUACAAAUCAGAAUAA